AUGCGGACGAGACAGUCACUCUCGCCGUCAUCGCCGUCGACUCGAAAGCGGAUUCCGACGAUACCACCAGUGCCUCGUUCCAAGCCUCCUCUGCCACCCAUGGCUACUGUAACGAAGAAGGUGGUGUUUCCUCAUGCCGACCACUGCGAUAGCGAUGUGAAAGACGAGCUCCUCCCUAUGUACGAAGUGUACAGACUGACUGGGGCCAAAACUCCAUAUUCGUAUUAUUUUGCGCGAAGGCCAAGCCUGCAACCGGGAUCUGCCAUUGGUACAGCGCCUACAGUGAGGGCCCAAAGAUACGACGCCGAUGACAUAACUGCCCUGGAGGAAUCUGAAUCUCGGCGUGCUGCUCGAUUGAAGAGGAGGCGUACUAUUGGCGACGCCCAUAGUAUUAUUGGGCGCAUCUCCUCCUACACCUCGUCCUCCUCAACGACCACCAAACCCACUGUCACUACUAGGAUCAAACUCCAGGACGCGAAGGAGCAGCGUACGCGGCGACCACGGCCAUCCACGUACAUCGAAGAGACAGAGAACAUGAAGCAAACCAAGUCAAACGCAAAUUCAAAGGCCCAGGCUCAGGUGCAGGCUCAGAAAAAAUCAGAAAAGGUUCGAAGCCAAAGCCAGGGCCGUUCUCCGAUAACGCAGAAACCUGUAGCCGCUGGGCCUACACGGUUACAUACGCCAACCCUGCGCACGAAUAUGCAUAUGUCGACGACAAGUGUGCUCCUUUUGCCAAACCUCAACACCGACUCGCUGUGGCUAAACCGGCCCACCAGGCCGCGAGCAAAAACAAACGAUGCCCUGGUACAAGUAAAGGAGAAGGAGAAGGUAGAGAAGGAGGUAGAUGGUGUUCGACAUGCUUCUGCAUCUUCGACGGCUACUUUGGUCCCGAAUCCUCCUCUUCUUCCUCCACCGGACGUCCUGGUUCAUGCACAAACAACGAGUCCGCUGGUGGUUCCUGUGCGUCCUGCACGUCCUGCUGAAUCGCUGUACUCCAACGAAUCGACGUUCCGUACGAUAUGUGCAUCUGCUUCAAUGCAGGAGAACGACGUGGACGCGUUGCGCGGCCCGACAUCAAAUCUUCGACCUCAACCACAACCUCAGACAGGUCCUCAAUACCUUCAUCCACAUGGAGACCAUCAGCAACUCAAACAGCUGAACAUGGAGAAGCGAAGGUCAAAGCUGCGCUCGCCUUCCGUGGCGACGUCUGUGUCAUUCUACAGCCAGAAGAGUUUCCCUCAUCGGCUUCAGCUCCCUACGGAUGUCGACACAGAAGAGCUUGCGUGGCUCGUUAUCGAUGACGAUGACGACGGCGAUGGAAAUGUAGGCGAUAGUCAAACCGGUCCGGGUAUCAAAGAUCCAGCAUAUCUUUCAGCUGACUAUACUGCAAACCAGCCACGGGAUGGAGGGCGCCAUCCGUCAAGUAGUAACUUGAGCCUCCUAUCUGACGGCAAGUCGACUGGGACAGUGAGAUCGCAGAACCGCUCAACACGUACACGGAGUACCAGACCCAAGACCCGCUCUCGCUCACGCUCGCGCCACCGCUCCGGGAGAGCUGGUGGAAGUAGCAGCAAUCGACAGCGGGAAAAACAGCCUCCUACACCGUCAAUAUCACCGUCAGCAUGGUCUGCAACCCGCCUCGGACCCUCUGCAUCGCGCACGCCAUCGAUAGCACCCUCCGCGUGGUCCGCACCAAUGUCGAUGUCGAUGUCAGCACGGUCUGUUCGCACAGUCGGAUCUCGCGCACAUUCGGUGGCGCCGUCGGCAUGGUCGAGGGCGAAAUCUGACUCGCUGUCGAUCGCUCGUUCAAACUUCACAGCCACAUCUCGGUCGACGGCAACGUCGAGAUCCACGUCGACGACGACGUCAGGAUGGGCGCGCAGGGAUAUUACAGAGGUACAGGAGGAUAUGAAGUCGUUCCUCGAUAUGUCAGAGGAUUCGAGGUGGCAUUUUUCUUCCUCCUCUUCGUCUUCGUCUUCGUCAUCGGCUGCGUCUGUGGUCUCUGCUUCGCCGUCUUCGUGCUCUUCACCAGAAGUGGGGUGUGGGCCCGUGCCGGAAAUAUCGGUAUCUGUGCCAGUACCUGCUGGGUCCUCACCUGGUUUAGUUGAGGGUAAGGACAUUACAGGAUCAGCGAGCGAAGUGAAAGAGACGGCGAGAAGAAGGUGGCAAGAUAGGGAGUCGACAAUCCUUCCUCAAUCGCGGAACGCUAGUCCAACGCAGCAGAGCAUCGACCUGGAUUUCGCUGACGACAUGCGGUACAGCCCGAGCCUAAACCCAACGCUGGCGUAUAUCGUAUUCGGGCCGGAAGAUGAUGGUGUGGGCGUCAACCUUGCAGAGGAGUCACUGUCGCUCUCGCCUGUCCUGAUACCUCCGUCCUCACCCUCGCUUUCUCAUAAGUUGAAUCCACCGAUGAUUCAAUCUAGCACGGCGUCAACAUCCUCGUCGACGGCCGUUGCUUCGAGCUCGGAUGUCCACUUUGACAAUGGUUCUGGAAAGGGGGCUGUAGCUGUCACAGGACCCUCGAGUUGGGGUGAAAAAGAAGAGGAAAUUUGCGAGGAUUACGAUUAUGGUGUGGCGGUCGACGUGUUGGUGGAUCAUCAGCACGAGCGUAAACGUAGUCCCCAUUCCCAUCCGCGUUCGCAGCGCCGGCACCGGCGACAUGGAUCGCACAAAUCGCUUGCGAACAAAGACGAUACGAGUGAAGUUGUUGUGGUUGUCGUGGAGGAGAAAGAGGGCAUAGUCCACUUGAUGGAUGCUACGGAGGGCCAGAAGGACAUUGAGGUGGUAUUGGGAGCAAACGAAAUGAUUGACGUAUGGAAUGAGAAGGAGAAGUCGGAGAAGGAGAACCUGAAGCCACACAGGAGUUCGAAUUCAGGUUUGGGUCCUGCUUCAAAGUCCGGAGCGCCUUCACCCGAGGGUAGGCGGUCGCAAUCGAGGGCACGGGCUCGAGCUGGCAGCAGAGCCCGGAAUGAGGAUGGUGGUGCUGUAGCCUCGCGGAACAGUCGUCAUUCUCAGCAUGGCAGUGGCCACGGUUCGAUUAGGUCCAACAUUCCUCCCAGCCACGCGGCACCACCUGCACAUCUUCCCCGCCCAUACAUUAACUCGAAAUCCAGUAAAAAUGUGGGUGGUGGUUCGGGCACGCGGAUGCAGGCGCGGAGCGUGCGUGCGGUACGGAAGAAGACUUCUGCGCGCACACUGAGGAAGGACUUUGGGAGUCGCAAUAUCGGUGUUGGUGUUACGGGUAUUGUCGGUGUCGAUUCAGGCGUACAUGUGGAUGUGGACGUCGGGUUAGGUUCAGGAGGAGGCCUUGGCGCUGUUGGCGUGUUGGACCCACGACUGCAGCCCGAGUAUUAUAACCACAGCGUCGGUGCGGGUGUCAGGACGAGUACAAACGCAACAGCAUCAAAUACAAGUAUGCCUAUGAAUGUAAGUGCAAACAACAGAGCACGAGCACGAGCGAGUCUACAGAAGAAGCGAGGGCUGGAUGACGUCAGAGACAGCCGUCCGGUAAUGGCCAGCCACAACCACGCAGAGAGGGAGGAGAAGAAGAAUAAAGACAAGAAGUCGAAAUCGCUGUUUAAUUUCCUUCAUGUAGCCAGCUUGUUUGCGAGGGUUUGA
Messenger RNA from Psilocybe cubensis, 3618 nucleotides. RefSeq lists its product as uncharacterized. The record is from RefSeq and is a predicted model, not a curated record. The transcript has 2 exons. The coding region runs from base 1 to 3618 and encodes 1205 amino acids. NCBI's taxonomy places the organism in Eukaryota, Fungi, Basidiomycota, Agaricomycetes, Agaricales, Agrocybaceae.